AUGAACUCGUCAAGUCUUACUUGCGCACUCUGUACUCGCCCAAUUAUAUCAGCUAGCAACGUUCGGUCGUGCAGUUCAUGCCGAAAGUUUACGCAUUCGGAUUGUGACUCCGACUCAUUAAAUGCAAAUACGAUAGAAACCGAAUAUGUUUGUCCAACAUGCCGUAAUUCGCCGUUGGUCGCAGAUGCAAUGAUGAUAUCAGCUGGGAAUAGUUCUGUUGCGGCAUCACCAACUUCCAUUUCCACUCACGAUGAAGCAUCGCGUAGCAUUCCGCUUGACAAUCCAUAUUGCAUGGAUUCACCUAACAGAAGCAGCCCUUUGAUGUCAUUAUCUCAAUUGGAUACUUUUGGCGACUUUUUCAACAUUCAUCAAUCUACAGGGCAAGUUCCAUCAAUGUCGCCAUCUGGAUCUACCGCACUAAGUGGACCUGUAUCUUCCUGUAGAGCUUCUCCCGGUUCAUUUCCCGAGUUUAAUAAUACUGGCGAUACAGCUGAUGAACUGCGCUUCAGUUCCAAAAGAGAGCGGAGUGAUAAUUCUAGCACCGUCAGCCGAACAUCGCGUGGUGGAGGAGUAAAAAAGCCUUGCGGUCGUGGAGUAACUCCGCGAACGCGUUCACUUGCUGGAGUAAAUAAUGAUUUAACCGAAGUAACUCAUUCGCAUCGGGGAAAACGAGGUGGAAGAGGUAGCAAUAAGAAUGGUAGAGGACGUAGACCAAGAGGAGGCAAGACGUCAGCAAUGUUAGCAAUGGUUAAUGCGGCAGCGGCAAAUCGAGAUGCAGAUCAGGACAGUUCGGAAAUGGACGACACUCGGCAUCGUAUGGAAGAAAAUGAUUAUAUCAGGACAGUGGUUGUAACGUGUGCUGAGAACUCUUACUUUUUACAAAUGCCAUUAUGUUUAAUUUGUGGUAGCAUUGGAAAAGGUGCUGAAGGAACGAUGGUGACUUGUGUGACUUGCUCACAAAGUUACCACACAUACUGUGUCGGACUGCAUGAUAAGCUCAAUUCCACAAUAGUACGGAGAGGAUGGCGUUGUUUGGACUGCACGGUUUGCGAAGGGUGCGGCGAUGGACAUGACGAAUCCAACUUGAUUCUCUGUGAUGAAUGUGACAUUUCAUACCAUAUUUAUUGUUUGGAACCACCUCUUGAACGAAUUCCACAUGGGCCGUGGAGAUGUAAAUGGUGCUCAGCUUGCCGGCGUUGUGGUAACCAAAUAUCCAACAUUACGGAUAAUCAAAAUUUUUGUGAAACCUGCUUCACACUUCGGAAAUGUCCUAAAUGUUUGCGACUUUAUGAAAUUGGUGAUAAUAUCAUUAAAUGUCAGCAUUGUGCAAGAUGGCUCCAUGGUAAAUGCGAAGAGUUGUACGGUGAAGAGAUGUUUGAAACUGCAUCAGAAAAUGGUUUCCGCUGCUCGCUUUGUCGUCCGCAAGGUAACGUAGUUGGCGAUGCUUUCAACAUUUUGGUGUGCGAUAAUGUAACGAUGAACAAGUGUGCACUCGAAAUAUUGCAUUUACGCUGUGGUGGAGCACUUUUUCGCUAUCCCAGCUCUGCUGAUUCUGUCUACGAUUUUCCAUCAUACUUCUUUGCACCGCGAUCUCACUCAUUUGAAGAACCAAUAGAAGAAGACGAUCUAGAGAGUUCUGGUUUCGGAAUGAGUGUAGGAGUGAGUGGUCGAGGUCGAGGAAUGAGAAGUGGUGGUCCUGGUCGACGAGUGAUGAAAUUGGGUGUUGGUGGAUUCUUUGUAAAGCAGGUACCUCGACAUCGUUUAUCAAAUGCGGAAGACGAGAAUGGCGUGGAAGAGGAUUCUGCAAAACCAAAAAUAAAACGCUUCCGAAAACCAAGAAGGUCACAGCUGGAGGACAAUUAUCCACCAGUUAUUCAAGAAAGCUUUUUUGGUAUGAGGCCAGUUGAGGGAAGGUGUUUGUUAGAUGUUGUAGUGGAUGAACCGAAUUUGGUGGAACAUCAAAAACCAACUUUAGUCAUCGAUAGACAAAAAGAAGCCUGUGAACUGAACGAAAUGGAUUCUGAGGCUUUGCAUGAAAGUGAAAGCCUUCUGGGAAAUAUAACGGAGAAUGAUAUUCUUGGCAAUAUGGAAGAAAUUGAUUUUGAUAAUUUGGAUUUAAAUGAACUACUGUUGGAUGGUGAUGAAGAUGACGACGAUGAUGAAGCAUUGGAAAAUGCACUGAGUGAUAAAAUGGGACCACCCAGUGAAGAUGGUCAAAUAACCGCUCAUGGUGGUCCUAUGCGAUCUCAGACUUUUUGUUCAGGGCAGCAGACUCGAAGAUUUACUAUUGCUUCAACAAGUAAUCUAACUCAGGGAAGUAUUCGUUCAAAUGUGCAUAUGCCUCCUGGUUACAAUCAAACCGGUAUUUACACUCAGUCCAGAUCUAGUAGUCAGCUGGGUGACACUUGUACCGAACGAGUGAAUCAAGCAACAGAAAAGUGGGAAGAAGAUGAACCAUUGGGAGAGCGUGCUACGAAAGCUGCCGUUCUUUAUGCGAAUAUUAAUUACCCGCAGUGGAAGGAGCAAUACCCGGAAUGGCCAGAGCGUGUGAAACACAUUCAUCGAAUGUGGAGAUCUCUGGAUGCUAGCAGUAGACAACAGUAUGUAAAUAAGGCAAGAGAAAAUCGAGCAAAUAGAGUAAAGCAGCCUAGAGCAAAGCGUAUUACAACGUCGGCAACAACUCCUACUGGUGUUGUUCGAGCUAUUGUUGGUCCAAAUCGAUAUGGAAUAAUCCCAGGACAAGAUAAUAUGGCAGGAUAUUGCCGUUCUGAGGUAGAAUAUAACGAAAGUUUCAAAGUUCCAACAAUGCCUUAUGGUGCUGGUGAAUGUAUGAUGAAUCAAAGUGCGUCUGUAGGUUCCGUAGAUGUCUCCAUAGUUCAACCCUACGGAGCAGCACAACAACAUUAUUAUCAUUCCGAACAAGAAGGUGGUUCAUUUGCCAGUGCAUCUCAAGUUAGAUCAGCGCCUGUUAGAAAUCCCCAAUCUUUGAUUGCGCAUUUGAGCAAAGAAGUUUUGGAUAAUUAUAGUUUGCUGCAGAAACGAAGCAAUGAAUUAGCGAAAUAUCAGUUGGCGAUUGAAAAUGAUUUAGCUCGGAUGCGGAAGCAGAAGAAAAAUCUUACCGCGAAAAGAAGACAGUUGAACAAAAACAAUCAGCAGUACGACGCUCACGGACAACGGAUCGAAAUUGAGCUGAGCGAAACCGACAGACAUUCACUCACAACACUUGCCAAUGCUAUACCGAUCCGGCAAAAAGAUUUAGAAAAUUGUAAGCGGGACAUUAAACUUCAUUCUUCCAAUGUUCGUGAUUUUGAAGUCAAAAACAACAUACCACCAGAACUAAUUCCACAAAUGACACCUGUUGUGCAACCUGUUGGCCUGCAUGUAAAUGCUGCACGUGCAAAACAGCUGCAGAGCGGUACACCUCCUACACCUAAUGAUAUGAUGUCUUCAAACAACGGCAUUCGACCUCCGCCAUCAUAUCCAGCAUUUGGUAUGGUGGGUAACUAUCGACCUCCCUAUCAGUCUGGCGCUCAGAUGUCUGAAUAUAAUCAUUCUGGCUAUGGUACAACUCCAAAAAGUGAGACUGAAACUGCGCAAAUAUGUUCGGACUCUCCAACACCACCUAGCGGUCGACCAGGAUCAUCCAGUUCAACAGAAUGGCAGUGUCGGGGUGGAAGGGGAAAGCGGAAAAGACGUGACGAUGAUCGGAAUGAUGAAUGCAAAAGACCAGCAAUGCUUGGUGAUGUUGCUGCUGAGACUCUAACUACGCAAUUUGAGCGAGAUAUUUAUGACGUUGUAGAUCGCUUAAUAACGCAAGCUGUUAUUAUGGUCGAUGGUGCUGAAGCUGCUCGAAAAAGUGGGAUGCUGAAAAGACUUUUAGAAUCACAAAUGAAAAAAGAAUAUACCUCACAAAGAAAUUCUUUUUCUGGAUUGGAGUUUAACAUCCCUCCAAAGCCAAAAAAGAAGCGUACUCAGCAGAAGAAGCUUGGUGUUGGGAAUAGUAAUGAAUAUGAAUUAUUGCUGGAGCGGAUUUCCACUCAACUUCGUCUUUGCCCACAACUUCCUCGAAGUGCAAUUGAACCCAUAUCGCGUGUUGGUCGCUCAUCUUAUUUCAUGUUUGGUAUUACGGAUUUACCAGAUCGAAUAGAUAAGCCAUCAAUUAAAGGGAGCGAAAUUGGUGAUGUACGACUUACUUUUAUGGGCGAUUAUUAUACGCGUCUCUUUCAGUGUCCUUUUGAUGAAACUUCACUUUAUCAAACAAUGUCUGAUUUCGCAGCUGAUGUUAAGCUGCCGGUUUUAUACAGAACAAGAUACAUAGCUCCAAGAGGGAUACAGGAAAGAGAAAAACCUGUGAGUAAAAUGCGAGCACUUUCGGUUGUUCGUCGUUCAGGUUCUCCUCCUUUACGGCAGAUUUCUAGAAUACCUGAAUCAGUAAAGCGUGAGUCACCAAAAAAAGUAGGGGUCAGUAUCGUAUUCGAAGGUCCUGAAGGCAGUCUUGAUGCUGAAGCUGGUUUGAGACAGUUAAUGGUGCUCCUUGGUAUGGAACAGUUACCAGAUUAUGAAUUUGAUACUCCUCCUCAAACUCCUGAACCUUCAAAACGUGAUCUUGGUGAAAUCCAAAAGACCGAAUCACCAGUGGCUGAUGACUUUACUUGUCGUCACUGUGGUGCCUUAACUGAUCAGCCUGCUGUAAGACAGACAGCUCGCCAACUUGGAAUCAUCGAUCAUGAACCAAAAGAUGAGACAUUAGCGUUCUGCUCAAUGAAUUGUUAUUACAAUUACAUGGCUAAUGCGAAGGCUGCGUUAUCACCGGAAGAUCUUUCGAGAGCAGAACGUUUUAUUGGUGCUGAAACACUGGCCAAACUUCGGCAGGCAAGCGCUGAUAAUUUUGCCAAAUAUCUUCAUCUUGGAAAAUUUAAGGGGCAGUUAGAAUCGCCUGGGAAUUCAAACAUGUGUUCACCAUUGAGUGACGGUCGUGUUGAGUCGGAUGCAAGGAACAAUAUUCAGAUAAUUCAAGCUCGAGAGCUGUCAUUAUUGGGUGAUCAGAACAUUCAGAAGGCUUUGGAAAAGAAAUGGAAAGGGCAACUGUGGAUGCAAUAUGAUGCAACAAUUCUAGAAAGUUUCCGUGAAUUAUCAAUCCAAACUCGUCAGAAACAGCUGAUUGCCGAUCUUCAGAGCGUUUUACAUUCCCAUUGCAUAGAUCCUACCGAAGACAAACGGCAGUGUGCGUUUUGUGGGCAGCAUGGAGAUGGAGCAUUAGAUGAUUGUGGAAGACUUUUGAACGCAGACGCAAAUACCUGGGUGCACGUUAAUUGUGCCUUGUGGUCAGAAGAAGUUUAUGAGACUUCUGCUGGUGCGCUUAUUAAUGUAGAGGAUGCACUGAGACGGGCGACAAAUGUGAUUUGUUCAAUUUGCCAGCUCAUGGGUGCUUCACUAAGGUGUUACAAACUUAACUGUGAAAAGAACUUUCAUAUUUUUUGUGCCAAGUCAACAAGAGGAAAAUUUAUGAAAGAUAAGACUUUUAUUUGCGAAGAGCAUGAUGAUUAUCGGAAUGACUUGGUACUCGACCAUUUAAAAGCGCUGCGUCGUAUUUAUAUCGAUCGUGAAGAAAAUCAGUUGAUAGCAAAAUUGUUUCAUAGUGAGGCUGAUAGGCUAGUUCUUCGAGUAGGCAGCCUUAUAUUUAGUCACAUUGGACAGCUGCUUCCAGAACAGUUGAAAGCGUUCCAUAAUUCAGAUCACAUAUUUCCGAUUGGAUACAAUGUGAAACGAAUUUUUUGGUCGGUAACUAAUGCAAAUAAUCGUAUUCAGUACCAGUGUACAAUUUGCGAUAAAUCGUCAGCACCGGAAUUUGUUAUUUCAUACGAGGAUGGUCAAGAAAUACGGGAGAAUUCGGCAUCAGCUGCCUGGAAUCAUAUAUUAGUGGAAGUGGAAAGAACACGAGAUAAAGAUGAUGGAUUAUUGCGUUUGUUCCCAGCGAAUCUUACUGGAGAUAGUUUAUUUGGUCUUACGGAAGCAGCUGUCUCAAAAAUGACGGAGUCGUUACCAGGAGUGGACCAACUCAUAACUUAUACUUUCAAACACGGGGGAGUUCCUCUGAUGGACUUGCCUUUAGCGGUCAAUCCAAGUGGCUGCGCUAGAUGCGAACCACGAUUUCGAACACUUAUCAAACAUCGUCGCCGGAACCAGCCACCAGCAGCGACUGCUCGGUCGUCCGUUAGUACUGAUGUACUUUCACGCGAUACAAGAACACGUGGCAGUAGCAGUUCAUUAUCCAGCGUAGAUGUGUCUGCAGGACGCGGUUCAUGUAGUACAACAUUAGAUUGUUAUGGCGGACGAUGGGAACCCGGACAACUGAGUACAGCUUAUUACUCUCAAUAUCAGAAGAUGAAGAAAGAGUGGAAAAAUACUGUAUACUUAGCUCGUUCACGUAUUCAAGGAUUAGGAUUGUAUGCAUCACGAGAUAUUGAAAUGAAUUCCAUGAUUAUCGAAUAUAAAGGCGAAGUAAUACGUAGUGAAGUUGGUGAAAUGCGUGAAAAGAAGUAUGAAGCUCAAAAUCGUGGUGUGUACAUGUUUCGUAUUGAUGAUGAAAAGCUUAUUGAUGCAACAAUGGCUGGUGGUCCAGCACGAUACAUCAAUCAUUCGUGUGAUCCAAACUGCAGUACACGUUUAGUUGAUUCGGGUCCUUGUGGUGAUGACAAAAAAAUUAUCAUUAUUGCUAACAGACCAAUAAGUGCUGGAGAAGAAUUAACAUAUGAUUAUCAGUUCGAUAUCGAAGAUGUGGCUGAUAAAAUUCCUUGUUUAUGUGGCGCACCGAAUUGCCAAAAAUGGAUGAACUGA
This is a messenger RNA of Brugia malayi, 6837 nucleotides long. It is a transcript of the gene Bma-set-16, whose product is annotated as F/Y-rich N-terminus family protein. The transcript has 40 exons. NCBI's taxonomy places the organism in Eukaryota, Metazoa, Nematoda, Chromadorea, Rhabditida, Onchocercidae. Gene Ontology annotation, molecular function: transcription coactivator activity; histone H3K4 methyltransferase activity; histone binding. The record is from RefSeq and is a predicted model, not a curated record. The coding region runs from base 1 to 6837 and encodes 2278 amino acids. Gene Ontology annotation, cellular component: MLL3/4 complex; nucleus. Gene Ontology annotation, biological process: positive regulation of transcription by RNA polymerase II.